Molecule: messenger RNA, 1855 nt
Organism: Thalassophryne amazonica
Lineage: Eukaryota; Metazoa; Chordata; Actinopteri; Batrachoidiformes; Batrachoididae
Gene: popdc2
Product: popeye domain containing 2
Exons: 5
Coding region: 385-1566 (393 amino acids)
Cellular component (GO): sarcolemma
Molecular function (GO): cAMP binding
Source: RefSeq, a predicted model, not a curated record
CAGCUGUUGGCUCCACAGUGUGGGCCGGGAAAAGCAGGAGAACCAACAGGAAGAGGCAGAAGACAAAGACGAGGCGAUCAGCCAGAGGAAGAGACGCAUAAUGAGAGACGAAGCCCAUUCCAGCUGUGUUUCUAUCCUAAAUAGAGCCGUGAGAACGUCUUUCCACUACAAGCUGCAGGAACAAAUAUUUACUUCUGACAUUUCUAGUCAGUUUUAGCUCUUCAUUGUAUUUAUUUUUCCAAGCUGUGAGUCAAGUUUAUUUGUACCUUCAUGGGACAGAAUGUGCACGAGGUCUGAGUGGACACAACGCCUGUCUUCUGCUUCCUUUUAAGUUUGGACUCCAUAAAACCUUCCUUUGAUCUUACCACUUAAAGAGUUUAGGACAUGAGUGCACACAACUCCACUCUGCUGCACAGCUUGCUCUACACGCCGUUGUGCGAUGGCUGGAGCAAUAACACGGAAGGAGCCAUCUACCACCUGGGCAACACCAUACUUUUCCUGGGCUACAUGGGCGGCAGCGGCGCUUACGGAUGCCUCUUCAUCUUCGGCUUCCUGGCUCCCGCCUUCCUGUGCCUGACCCUGUGGGGCUGGAUGACCAUGUGCGGCUUGGACGUCUUCACCUGGAACCUGCUACUGCUGCUGGCGUCCUUGAUCCAGAUCUGCCACCUGCUUUACAAGCUGCGCCAGGAAGGCUUGCCCACUGAGGAGCUGAGCUCCCUCUACCAGGCAGUGUAUCUGCCACUGGGUGUGCCUGUGCAGGUGUUCAAGGAGAUCGCAGGAGCCUCUGAGAAAGUGGUGGAGCUGAAGGCAGGAGAGACGUACGCCAUGGAGGCCAAGACGCCUAUUGAACAGCUCUCCUUUCUGCUGUCUGGGAGAAUCAGCGUAACUCUGGAAGACCACUUCCUGCAUUACAUCUUCCGCCAUCAGUUCCUUGACUCCCCGGAGUGGGAGUCUCUCCGGCCCAAUGAAGAGGGAAAGUUCCAGGUGACCUUGAAAGCAGAGGAAGACUCACGGUACAUCUCAUGGCGUCGUCGACGCCUCUACAUGCUGAUCUCAAAGGACCGCUACAUCGCCCGUAUCUUCUCCAUCAUGCUGGGCUAUGACAUUGCUGAGAAACUCUACAACCUCAACAACAAGCGCUACAUCAAGAGUGGUGUACUUUUGGACAUUCGUCUGCCCAGCCUGUACCACGUGUUGGCCCCCUCCUUGCAAGGCAGUGAGGGUGGCAGUGGAAGCGGUGGUGGAAGUGGAAGCGAUGGUGGCAACAUUAAAGAGCACGGCAUUCCCGAGGAGCAAAACACGCAAAAGCAUGAUAUAGUGGAUGAAGACCCAGCACCGGACUACAAAAAGUUAUUUCCAGCCCAGUCUCAGACCCAUCAACAGGGACCAUGGAAGACCCCAGUGGAUGACCACCAGGCUGCCCAGGAUGACCAUUAUCGUCACCCUUGGGUACCAGACAUGGACCUGCCCUCUGGUGAGGACUCCACCAGCCUUGUCCUUGAGGACUUUGCUGAUGUGGCAGGCUCCUUAAUGGAUUAUGGCAGUGAGAAAGAUUAUUUGAGAUAGAGAGGCAGGAUGUUGGAGCUAACACACUGGGUCACCACUUAAGCUACAUGAGGUGAUGGUGAUGUGAACCUGCCACCUCGGUUCCGGAGGGGCAGAGCACCUCUGGCUCCCACCGACACUCCCCAGCUGUGAGAAGAGUCUCUCCCAGAAAUGGUGUGUUACCACAGUACAGCAGUGUGGCUGUCCCCUUUCACUUAUGUCGCUUUGUUUUCACCUCAAUUCAUGUCUUUAUGUGAAAAAUGUUCAUUCACCAAAUCUAAAUCAUAAUUGUUGAUGCAGUCAUAAAAUU